AGCAAGCAGUAGAAAAAGCAUCGGUGAGCUAACAUCAUAACCAAAAUAUCGAUGUUCGAUCAUCUCGCAAGAAUGUUUUCUCAAAUACCUGUCUCUUGAUUUCGCGGGGGAGUAUGUAUUUUGCGAAUUAUGACUUUCCAGCGUUUCCUUUUGCAAAAUAUUUACUUCAGUAGCUAUCAGACGCCGGUUAUGAUAGCUGGCUAACGUUAGCUAGUUAACCUAGCUGAUCGCUAGCAGCACAAAGAAGUGUGCAAUGCUUUGUGGUGCUAUGACUCGAGGUAUUUAACACUAGCUUGUUUGCUCGCUAUAUUGCUUGCUUCUUUAUCAACUGACUAACUUAAUGGUUAACUUCGUGUAAACAGUACGUUAGCCUAAGCAACGUUACUGAUUAGAACUACAAUGCCUGUGUUGUGUAGUUUGUUUGGGGAAAAAAAGUACUUUUUGGCACGCUAAUAUUGUGUAGCUAAAUAGUUAGCGCUCAUUUACAUUUUAAGUAGUCUAUUGACUACUAGACAAUGCUAGUUUGUAUUUAUACGGUCUUUGUUCAUAACUAGUUAUAUUAAUGUCCUCGCAUUCUAGAUCAGAGAAACCCUACCCAGGCCAGAGCCAACGUUUGAAGGACUGUUAUUGAUAUUCAGUCAUCAGACUGUCUGAGUAUAUUUAUUGUAACAAGUAGCUCCAUCCUUUUCAAGAACUGGUCAGUGUAAGACUUUGCAUUCUUGAGUCAUUGGGACUUCUGGGUUCUGACAAAUUUAGCUUUGUUCCAGAACCGAAAGGUGUUCUGGGUGACGUUAAAGCACCAUUACAUACUUUAAACACAGCUGUCCUGCAUCGCUUAGUAUUGUAAAGCAUUUACAUUAUAGUCAUUUAGCAGACUCUGAUCCAGAUUGACUUACAGUAGUGAGUGCAUACAUUUUCUUACUGGUCCCCCCACUAUUGGCCCAGCAUCAUUAGGGAUUGGCCGGAGUCGGCAGUGAUUGUUAGUAAAAAUUUGUUCUUAACUGGCUUGGUUAGAUAAAAAAAAAAAGGAAUCUAACCCACAACCCUGGGGUUGCAAGUGCCAUGCUCUACCAACUGAGCUACACAUAAGCACUAGACCUGAGCUCAUUUUCCCUGGCUAAACAAGCAUUUCGGUACACCCGCAAUAACAUCUAAAUAUGUCUUUGUGACCAAUAAAUUUUUAUUUAAACCAGCUGGCUAACGGAACUAUGCUAGUUUUCAACCUCAUUACAAAACUUCAUAUACUGUACUCUCAACUUUAAAACUCCUUUGCUAGUUAUAAAAUAAUGUAACUAAGUCAUUUGCUGGAAAGAAACUUAUAUUGUAUUUUGUUAAAGUCGUGACCGUUUCAAGAUAUGACGUAAGACGACAGUUGGCGUAGGAUAUCAUUGCUACUUAACUCUGAUCCAAGUUCAGUUUUGAGGUCCACCAUCUUCAUUGGCAUAGGGUUAGCUGGAAGUAUCUGACUGGUCUUGGAACUGUGACAACAGGCAGCCUCUCCCCGCUUGGCUUGAUGGGAUAUGUAGGGAUUUUUCCAUAUGUACAUGGUCUUGUACCCUUACCCUUUUUUCAACUGACUUGUAGUUGUUGAUUAAAUCUGACUUUACUGGAUUACUCAUAAUGUCGAGUUAAUUGACUCAAGAAAACUUGACAAAAUAUCAACUCUACACAUCGCAAUGGCUAAAUUACUUCUGGAGGCUAAGGGUCUGUGGAGCUCUUCCUCCUCACCACUCUAUGGGCCCUGGUCAGGAGUAGUACACUAUAUAGGGUGUAAUUUGGGAUGCAGAUACAGAGAUUGGUGGAGCCAGCUUGAGGUUCUCUAGCCAGUAGCCAUCAUGCAGUAUGUCCUGCUGUGCCCUGGGAAAGGAGAAACGGCGUCUCCAUCUUAAGCCCCCUGCUCUGUCUGUCUAGCGGCAGGCAGGGUGUUUGCUGUAAAAGGCUGAGGCACAAAUGCGGGCUGAUUACCAACUGACUGCCAUUUAAGAAAGGUUACAAUGUACUGGAAAUAAAUAGCCUUAUGGCUGAGUCAUUUUACAUGGUCAAUGUGGCGUCUCUCUCUCAGCAUGGUGAGGAGAGUGUUUCCCAUGUUGCAUUAGUGGAAGUGUGACAUGCUGGCCUGUCUGCCAGCAUCAUCAGGUGACCCUACAACCCGAUUUCUCUCCCACACGCAGAUGAACACUGGACUUCAGCAAUGGGACACUACACAGAAGAUGAGAUCUGCCAACUAUCCAACCCCAGCAGAAUUAGAUGCCUUUGCUAAGAAAGUCGCCAACAAGCCUCUGACCAUAAAGAUCUUCCCCAACAGUGUCAAAGUACCUCAGAGAAAGCACAUCCGCCGCACAGUGAACGGGUUGGACACGUCCAGCCAGCGCCACAGCCCCUACCAGUCUCAGGUCAGCAGCACCAGAGCGGGCCUCCUAGCCGUCCUCCGCACUUCGACCGGGAAAAGCGCCAUCAAAGACACAGACGGCAGCCAAGCCCAUCUGCUUCCCAAAGCAACCAUGAACCUCCACAGCGGGUCACACGUCGCUCAAAGCUCUUUAAAUCUCCCCGAGCCUGUCCCCCACCUCCAGGGCAUGUCCCAAACCCAACACCAGGCAUUGAACCAGAAACAGCACCUCCCCCACCCACAUCCACAGCAUGCUGUACAGCAGCACAACAUGGCUCAUCGUGUGACUUCACAGCCACAGAAUAUUCCUCAACCUCACCCUAAAACUUUACAGCAACAGAACAUGGCCCACCCUCAAACUUUACAGCGGCAACCAAGCUUGUCCCAGCUGCAAACUGUACAGCAGCAACAGCAGAAUCUGGCGCACCCCCAGAAUAUCCAGCGGCAGCAAAGUUUGCCUCACACGCAGACUUUACGACAGCAAAAUCAGACUCGGCCACAAACCUCACAGCAGCAGCAUCUUUUUCAUCCUCAGACGCUGCAGCACCAGACUCUUCCUCACCAACAAGCUUUAGUACAGCAGGCUGUGGCUCAGGCUCAAGGUCUCCGGCACCUGCCUGACUUAGCCCAGGCCCAGCCUCCACCUAGUCUGCAACAUUCCCAGGGCAUGCAGCAACCCCAGAGCCUGUCACAGCCUCUCCCCCAGGGCCUCCGGCACCAGCCUGACGUAGCCCAGUCCCAGCUUCCACCCAGUCUGCAACAUUCCCAGGGCCUCCCCCCAUCUCAGCAGUUCCCCCAGGCCUCCGGUGCCGGCCCUGGCCCUCCCUCUGCCCUGCAGCCCCAGCCAGGCCCCCCCUACGGCCCCAGGAAGCUGCCAGAUGCAGACGUCCCGCCAAACGUAACUGUAUCUACCUCCACCAUCCCGCUAUCCAUGGCGGCCUGCCUGCACCACAACCGGCCGGGCACAGACCUGAGCAUCAUCGUGCACCAGAUCAACCAGUUCUGUCAGGCUCGGGCCGGAAUGGGUGCCACCUCGGUGUGUGAGGGCCAGAUAGCCAACCCCAGCCCCAUCAGCCGUAACCUUCUCAUCAAUGCCAGCUCCAGGGUCAACACACCCCACAAUCUGGACCUCCUUCCCUCCGGCCUGCUGGGCCCCACAGAGAAGGCCCCUGGAGAGUCCCAGGGCCCUGCUGGUGGCCUACAGCCCAACAUAGCUGUCAUGAACAGGUUGCCACCUGCUUUCCACACUGACAUAAAGCAGCAGUUACAGCAGCAGCAAGUACAGCAGUUACAACAGGUUCACCAGCAGCAACAGCUACAACAUCAGUUACAGCAGCAACUCCAACAGCAACACUCCUGGAACCAGCACCAGCUGGCUCACAUGCAGCACCUGCCUGAGGGAACCAACCCCAGCAAGAACCCCAGGAGAGAAAUCCCCUCUGGGCCUGUCUUCCCUGCCAACUAUCCCCACGUGCUGCUGGCCUCGCAGCCACAAGCCUUCUACCUUAAACACCCAUCAGACAAGACAACCCCCUCGCCCUCUGUAACCGGCCCACCGGGUGGCACCAUGCUCAGCUCCACCAACGGGUGCUACCUGCAGGCUCCAUGGGGCAGUGUCCUACAAGCAGGCAAAAGUGAUGGUCUUGGCCCUCUGGAUUUGGCCUUCCAGGGGGGCCCGUCAGGGGCCUCCAUAGACUGCAGCACACCAGGAUCACAGUACCGACCAGGAGCCAGACCCGGGUUCCCAGGUUCGGGUCAGACCAAGCUGAUGAAGCAGAACGUGUGUGAUUACCUGGCUGGGGAUUUCCAGGCAUUCCAGCAUAACCCGGGUGCCAUGGGGAAGAUGCACAGGCCCCCCAUGGGUAGAGCUCUAGCCCAGGGCCCAGAGCUAGGCAACGAUAGAAAUAUCCCCGCUCAUCACCCAGGCUAUAGAUAGCAGUCUUCACCUCACCAGUUGUGUGUCAUGGUUGGUGAAUGAUUCAAGAUUAUAGAUAGAAGGCAGUCUUCACCUCACCAGUUGUGUGUCAUGGUUGGUGAAUGAUUCAAGAUUAUAAUCAGGUGUCCACAUGUAGAGUUCUUGCAAGUGAUCAAUUGACUGUUCUCCCUAGUCGGUUGCUCCUGCUGUCAAUGUUUAAUCGCUGACUUAUGUGUUUUAAAAGUAGGUCCUUAGCCCUUAAAGGUAUCUGUUAAACCUUAGUGCCAGAUGAAGGGUUUUUGGUUGUUAUUCUAAUGAUGAAGAAUACUUACUCAUACCACAACAUGGACAUCUGCUUCUUGUAGUAUUUUCUGGAAUACUCUAUUGUGAUCUAGGACUAAGUAGAGAACCUAGUAGGGCUACUUCCUUUCCACAUAAUAAUUACCAUAGAUAUCCCCAGGUUGUCAUGGAACCAACCACGCCCUUUUACAACAUUAGUGGCCUAAUAGCUGCCAAUGCAGCGGCUGAAAAUAGGCCAGGAAAUUACACCCCAUGUUUACAUUUGAAUGGGUAUUUUUGUAUGCUAAUAUGAAUCAGGUUCAUGUCUGAGUAUAUUCUUACUUCAAUCUCUCCCCAUAUAGAGUAAGGUACUGCUACAACCAUUUUGUCCUGUCCUCUUGUGUGUGAUAAGACCUUAAGACGGAGUACUUUAAGUCGUUUUUAGUUCUAAAGUUUUUUUUAUCGCUACCUUGUUCUGUUACUUAAAUUAAGUUGUCUCUACUUGAAUUUCUCCAGUGACGCUUUCAGUAUGAGGACUAAGAGAAUCGAAAUGUCAUGCUAAACAUUUACAAAAGGAACAAAACCUCCCUUUGGGAAAAACAUUAAUUGUUUUUUGAAUAAUGUGAACCCAGUAGGAUCAAUCCCCUGAUCUUGAAAGGAAUUGUCUGUUUGCUUAGACCAAAUUGAUCACUUGCAAGUGUGCAAGUACAACCGAACAUACCGGAAGGUUAAAAUAUUUAUUUGUUUCACCACUAUACUACUGUAAACAAGUGAAUGGAUUCCUUGUGGAUCUUUACCUGUCUGGGGGUUCUGGUAAGCUGAGGGGUAUCCUACGAAGCAGGUUUGAAGAGUUAACUUUGGUCAACUGUCAACUUAAUGAAAAGUAUGGCAUUCGAUUAGCCAUGUGCAACGUGCAGUUACAAGCCUGCUAGAAUUAGUGGCAGGUGUAUGAGCAAAAUCCACUGUCUGAGCUUGAAUGUGACGCUAACAGAAGCUGAUUCGCUUCAGAAAACAGAUCUGGUUUGCUUAUUGGGAUACCUCUUUUCCUUCACUUGCUAGCCUAACCCUAACUGUAUUGUCUCUACUACCUAGAAAGGAGAACUGAGGUUCAGUCCAGUUAUUUUAAAGGCAGGUUACCUCCUCAUGCUUGUAGUUGGGUCUAGCCAUAGAAAUAUAAUUACGUCUAAGUAAUGAUAUUUCUAUGGGUCUAGCAUGCUGCGUUUUUCCUCAGUUUAAUUUGGCUUACUCUUUCCUCCUCCCUGAUAACUCUUGGGGAAAAAGCCUUAAAUGUUAUAUUAGUUACCUUCUACCUUAAAUGUUGACUUUUUACACCAUGCCGGAUUUCCUUAAACAGUGCAUGGUGUCGCAUCCUAUAUCAAAUUGUUUUCAUUUAAGGCCAUUGUUAAAUUGCUAAGUAAAAGUCCUCCUUUUAAAGGAUAAUAAGUAUGAAUAGUGUUAAGUAGAGUUUCAUAGGUGUGUGGCACUGGGCUGUAACUAUGGUCUUUGGACUACGUUUCUUUCGUUGUUUCUACGUGACAAAUGCCCUACACUAAUUUAGUUCUUAGCUAAUUUAUUUAUUUGAACACUGCAUCCUGAAGCCAUAGGUUUUUCCACACGGGUGCCAUAGUAACGCAUAUGAUCAGACACAAAACAAUGCAAACUGACGUCUCAACUAGCUGCAUUCGGUAAGCAAUGGAAAGGUUAAGUCAUAGAGGUAAUUUUAUUUAUAGGGGUUAUGUAGCCUUAAAGGGGCUACACUUUUUUGUUUUGUUUUUUGCAUUGUCAUUCAGAAAAUUGCCAUAAUAUAUCUGCAGUACUAGGGGAAUGAUAAGUGUUUCACAGUAUUACUUACCUGCCCGCCAGUGCUGUUAUAAACACCUAUUGAUUUCUCCCGCCAGAGCGGCAUCUGUCAAAAUGGGAAAGCUGUUUUGCCUUGCCUGUGUGAAAAUCGGUCAAGCAGCCAAUGUAAAAAUGUCUCUAAUUUCCUGGUUGCUAAAAUUCUACACGGUUCGCUCAUUUUCAGUUUGUGAGAAAAACAAGCACUGAAUAGUGGAGGGAAUCAUUGUACCAUCUAAAUUGCUGUGAAAUAUCUUUUUAAUAACAAAAAAACGUUUUUUUUUUUACAGCUGUUUAAAGCUGGUGGACCAAAACCCGAAAGUAAAAGGCGCAAGCGUGUGUCUCCAUGUUGUGGGGGAGAUGGUACAUUUGUUUUGAAUGCAGCCUAGUGCUGUUGCACUUCUCCUAGCUUCCACAUAGGGGAGAUGUUCUGUGUAGCACCUUUAAUGUUAUGGAUUGAGCUUUCUUCCCUGAGGGCAGUAGCUAGAUUCUGUUUGGCUCUUACUACUGUUGUGUUCCUGAUGUGCCUGGCCCUUGAAGCUGCUAUCGAAUUCUAAUCUGAACACACAAGAGUGUGUGUAUAGUAAUGAUGUAUGGGUUGUACUAUUGGAAUAAAGGUUCCUAUUUAUGUGUUGCCAUGGAUUUUUGAAAUGCGAGAUCGUAAAUCUGUGUAGUGGAAAUGGACCAACUGUUGCUGCAGUGAACCAAGCGAUGUACCUGUUGUUCCAUUUGACCUGAUUUACUUGUUCUAUAAUGUUGUACAGCCAUGCUACAGCCCGAGAACGUCAGGUUUACAGUUACACUUUCUAAUAUUAAGCCCAGCGGAGACAUUUCAUAUGAAAUAGUAUGUGUGGGUGUGUGCGAGAGAAAGGGUGUAAAGCCUAGAUACUUAUGCACACACGUGUGCACACUACACAGUGGUGCACAUCUCUCCAUUUUGGGGGGGACCAAGCUUCUAACUGUAACUACUGAUACUGGACAGGCGUCCGCGUUUACAUACCGCAAUGAUUCCAGACAAUGUUGGGAGUCUGAACGGCUGCUGCUGAAUCACUGACCAAACUCACCAAGCCUUCCCCUCAACCAUAAUCACCAUGGCCCAAAGCCUAGUUACAUUCUAUGUCUGAAAUGGCAUCCUAUUCACUACAUAGUGUACGACUUGACCUAGGGUCAUAGUCAAAAGUGGUGCACUAUUUCAAAAGUAGUGUGCCAUUUUGGAUGCUAACAUUCUUUCGCCAUGUUGGUUUGCAUUAGUUUUAAAGAAUCAUGCUAUUUUAAGGUUGUGACAAAAUAGUGGUCUGCUGCCCUCUAGACAGUUGUAGGAACAGAAUGUGGGACUGUGAUGUUAAUGGUGCUGGUGAGUGUUUUUGCUCCACAUAAGUGGAAAUGUGAGAUGAAUGGCAGUGGUUGUGUUAUUCCAGUUUACCUAUCCUUGAACUAUGCUUUGCACUAACAUUCCCCCCUAACCAAAAUAAAGUUUGCAUUUGCAAAACUGA
This is a messenger RNA of Oncorhynchus gorbuscha (pink salmon), 7912 nucleotides long. RefSeq names its product protein FAM222B-like. The transcript has 2 exons. Bases 2109 to 4325 code for a protein of 738 amino acids. The record is from RefSeq and is a predicted model, not a curated record. NCBI's taxonomy places the organism in Eukaryota, Metazoa, Chordata, Actinopteri, Salmoniformes, Salmonidae.